CUCCCCAACCCCCCCCCCCCUUUCAACCUCCCCUCUCCACCUUCCUCAGGCUACCUUCACGACGCGGCAGAUUCCUGUGAGCAGGCGCUUGACAUUAAUGCACACAUUGCGACCAGGUGCAUGCAGAGUGCACCCAAUCUUACGAUCUGAGCAGGCCCAUAGUUAAUGAACAGGCAAACAAUGUGGUAUGGCGCUAUCGGAAGCAAGUAAUCCUGCGCCGGGGUUGGAUGUUGGGCAGAAAGCGCUGGAGAACGUGGGUGUCGCGAGAGGAAGCAGUGGAGAGCUGGGGAAUAGUAGCGAGAGCGGGUCGAGUACAGAGACGGUGAGAGAGGAGAGCAGUCCCCGACCAUCAACCGCGACGGGCAUAUUCUUCCGCGAGUUUCCUGCCCGUUUGUCUGGCUUCGAUUCACUUCGUGAUCGCGGGAAUGUAAGCUCGGGGAGUUUGGGAGUGCGACCGAGUACAGAUAGCCAUGAUAGCAGGCGUGACGGCUUCCCGCGAGGUUUCUCUGUUGUGAGUCCCGCUUUCGCGGGGUCACGUAGGAUGGUAGAGAACAGCGAUGGCGUCCCUAGUAAAGGGGAAAUAACGGAAAAUGUAGUGAGAGACCAGCAGGGUGCGGGCGGGAUGCAGAGGAUGGUGGCGAUGGAUGCAGAGGAUUCUAGCAGGAGCAUGGCGAUACAGUUUGAUAGUGAAACGAAAGACAGGGUCUUGAUUGACGAUUCACCGGUGCGCGGUGGUAGUGAGCGGAAUGAGAUGACGCCGGAAAUGGGGAGUUUUCAUUUGGGCCAAAGUGAAGAUAGCGAUGUGGACGAAUCGCGUCUGGAAAAGAGUCUGGGUUCUUUAGCAGCCCGGAGGCAUGACCACAAGCGGCACAGCUAUAUCAAGAGAAAGAACUCGACUGAUGAGAAAGUUGCGCCUGUAGAUGGGCUCCCUGUCAAGAGCCAGUUGUACGAUGGAUUUGUUCGUGGGACGGAGAGAGCUCACGACGCCAAGCGCGAUGGAUACAUCUCUUCGCGUCUAUUUGCUAGACCACUGGCUGGCAGGGAAGAAAAUUUCAGCAACUAUAACUCGCCGUCACCAGAUGCUCAAGCUGAAACGAAUAUGGGAAGCAUUGAGAUAACAUUGAAUGGCGGACCUGGCUGGAGCAACGUGCAUCCACGGGGGAACAGACCUGAGCCUCGGCAUUUUCAUGCAGCAACUGUUGUGGGACGCAGAAUGGUGGUGGUUGGAGGACAAACUGCCUCUGGGCCAAGCAACGACGUGCAGAUGUUACAUCUCCAUAGAAUGAUGUGGUCCGAAUUGGGUAGAGGGAGAGCUUUUGCAAAUGGGCAGCCUGGGAACUUGAAAGCCUCAACGCCAGGACCGCUGCCUCUGUGCAGGGGUCACAGCCUAAUUUCAUGGGGGAAGACUGUACUCUUGAUCGGCGGAGAACUGAAUCCGGGCAGUGAUAGAGUUGAAGUUUGGUCUUUCGACCUGGAGAUGGAAUGUUGGACUAGAAUCACAGCCAAGGGGGAGAUUCCGGCGGCAAGAAGUGGUCAAAGUGUAACGAGAGCAGGAAGCAUACUUAUUAUGUUUGGAGGGGAGACGCCUAAAGGACAGAAGCUGAAUGAUCUUCACAUCCUUGAUCUGAAAUCUCUCAUGUGGCUGCCGUUGCACACUUCGGGUUCUGGGCCUUCACCACGUACAAAACACUGUGCUGCAAUGUAUGACGAUCGCUAUCUACUGAUCUUUGGUGGAGCUUCGAAGUCUAAGCCUCUGAAUGAUCUAUUUGCUCUGGACUUUGAAACGAUGGAAUGGUCCAAAAUGAAAACAAAAGGCAUCACUCCCUCUCCUAGAUCUGGCCAUGCUGGUAUUCUAGUAGGCGAUAAGUGGUACAUUGCCGGGGGAGAGACUCGUGGUCACGGCUCGACAGAGACGCUAAUGCUUGAUGUCGCUAAUUUAACCUGGUCUGGAAUUGCUGCAACUACUGCAAAUACACCCGUUGCCAAUCAGGGUCUGAGCUUGGUGCUUGUUCAGCGAAAGGAGAAGACAAUGUUGGUAGCUUUUGGGGGAAAAGGAAGUGAAGUUUGUAAUCAGGUACAGGUCUUGUAUAUAAUGCCAUUGGAUCACGUGAAGAGGUCUUCAUACAGCGGUAACUCGGAAGCAAGAGACAGUCAAUCGAAUGCCACAGCACCAAGCGUAGCUGGAUCAGGGCUGUCAUGUGCAUGUGUAGAUGUAGCGAAGGCUCAUUUAUCUCCUCUGUCAGAAGAACACUGUAGCUCACGUAAUUCACCUGGUAACUCUCCUUUACCGGAAGCUCCUUUUGAUUUAACUGGUGUAAUUCCUCUACGGAGACGAUAUGGAGCUGAAACAAAUGAAAGCAAGUACUCAACUCCUCGUCAACCUCCAGAAGAGAUUUUGUCGAGGGUUCUAAGAGAAACAUCGUCUCAUAGGAGUUCACCCUUGCAGCAAUACAAGCAGGGUUUUGAUGGGGUGCAUGCAGAUCUGGAGAUGAGGGGUAAGUUGGCCCCUAUAGUAACACGCAGCUCAGAGAACCCAAGAAAGCCUGAAGGUUCCACUAGAAGGAAGGAAUCUUUGGAUUUCACUCUUUCGUCGGUGAUGAAAAGUAGGGAGUACGUAGACUCCAGAAGGGGAGUUGUCACUGACCUGAGCCUUCGAACGAAGUCUCAUGCCAGUGAUUGGGCUGAAAGUCUGUUUACUGCAUCGCAAAGGCAUAGCUGUGAAGGGGAAGAAUGUAGCGACAGUCAGCUACUUGCGGACCUACAGGAUGCUAUGACUAUGGAAAGACGCAUACACUUGAUUAAUAAGUACAGACAAAGCUUCGAAAUGAAACUAGCAGCUGCUGUGCGCAGGGGUGAGCUUGCAGAAGGACAACUCUCAACUGCUCUCAAAGGGAAAGAAGAAGCAGAAAAAAGCCUUCAAUUAGCAUUGAAAACUCGGCAACAUGCUGAAGGAAAGCUUGCAGCCUCUCUCAAGGGACAAAUGGAUCUUAAAGAGAGAGUUGCCGCCGCUGAGAGAGCACAAGAAGACUCGAAUAAUCUGUGCAACGUGGUUCAUUCAGAGAAUCUGAGGUUGGAGCAUGAUCUGGCUUUCCUCAAGGCUGUCCUUGAGGACACUCAAAUGGAGUUACAAUCAACCAGAGAGUUGCUUGCCACUGAACGGACGAGGUCCUUCAAUCUGCAGAUGGAGGUAUUUGACCUGAAGAAGAAACUGCCGCCAUCAAUGUUAACAGGAGAAGGAUCUGAAUCGACUCCGGGGACGCAGUUAUUGCCGUCAUUUGAAAAUGUAUCUGAAGCUGAAUGAGCUUACUUGCUAUUCUCUGGUGGCAGUGGACGGAGGUGGUCUAAACCAUUGGUAAUCUUAGAUAGAUUGUGUAAACACCCAUUUGUAUCACAUACAGCUUAAGAUUUUUUUCUUUACGUUUUCUUUUUUACCCACCUCCCCCUUUGUUUUUUCUCUUAACUAUCAUGCACUCUCUAUGCCCGGGACAAUUGUGCAAUCAAACGUGUAAUUUUCAAAUGGGUUUUCAUUGAUCCAGAUGUGAUCAAUAAACGUGUAUCAGUCAUUGUAGCA
Messenger RNA from Physcomitrium patens, 3571 nucleotides. RefSeq lists its product as uncharacterized. Gene Ontology annotation, molecular function: protein binding. NCBI's taxonomy places the organism in Eukaryota, Viridiplantae, Streptophyta, Bryopsida, Funariales, Funariaceae. The record is from RefSeq and is a predicted model, not a curated record.